Molecule: messenger RNA, 6178 nt
Organism: Paralichthys olivaceus (Japanese flounder)
Lineage: Eukaryota; Metazoa; Chordata; Actinopteri; Pleuronectiformes; Paralichthyidae
Source: RefSeq, a predicted model, not a curated record
AAUCGAGGCGAUAUCGGCCUCUGCGAAACAGCUGUUCUCCCAUGACCCUGCCCCUCACUAAGUCUGUAUCCAUGCUCGCCAUCAGCCAGAGAGACAUCGAUGGUAUGAGGUCUUUUUCCAGCACCUCUGGGUCACUAGCAUACAGUAUAUCAGAGGAGGAGCCUGGGCCUCUGCGGAGCGACACUGAAGGGAAGAGUGUGACGAAAGUCAGCCGGACUUUCAGCUACCUCAAGAACAAGAUGUACAAAAAAACCAGGGAGAAGGAGCGAGACAAGAGGGAGAAAGACAAGGAAGGCAAAGAGAAGGACAAGAAGACAGUGAACGGUCACCUGUUCACAGCAGUUGGCUCAGGCCACGCCUCUCAUUGUUCCCAGUGCAGCAGAGCUAUCACCAGCAAAGAGGCAUUCCAUUGCACACACUGUAAUGCUUCCGUCCACAAGGGCUGCAGGGACAGCCUGCCUGUUUGUGCCAAGGUGAAGAUGAAGUUGCCCAAGCAGCAGUUUGCUGUCCCAGAUUCAAGCUCCUUUUCUACAGUCACCAUGAGGAACAAAUCUGGUGGGACAAGGGAGCGCCCGUGGUCGGUCAUCUUGUCCCCUGAAGAUCACUCCUCUCUGAUGAUCCCAUCGUCUAGGAGACCAACCAGUAUCAUGAAUUUCCACAGCAACAACCUGUCCAAGAGUUUGUCCAUAAGCAACAUCGCUGGUCCGGUGUUUGAUGAGAUGCCCAUUAAAGGUCUGCGGUAUCUCUCUCAGUCCACUGACUCCCUCAACAGAACCAACCAGGUCACAGAGUCCAUGGAAUCACUCACUGAUGAAGGGACGGAGAUGAUGGAUGGGCAGCUGAUGGGUGAGUUUGAGGCCGAGGCAAAGGAGCUAGAAGCUGAUUCGUGGAGUUUGGGCGUGGAGCAGCAGUACCUGCAGCAGCUGGACAAAGAGCUGGUGAAGAGACAAGAUGUCAUCUACGAGCUGAUGCAGACGGAGAUGCAUCACAUCCGGACGUUGCGCAUUAUGUCAGAAGUGUUCAGUAAAGGCCUUCAGAAGGAGGCACAGCUGGAGCUCCAGACAGUGGAGAAGCUGUUCCCUGCUCUAGACGAGCUCCUGGAGCUCCACACGCAGCACCUCCUGCGCCUCCUGGAGAGGAAGAGAGAGUGUCAGCUAGAAGGUGGAAACGUGGAUGCAGGAUUCAUCAUCAACAGGAUAGGAGACAUCCUGGUCAACCAGUUCUCUGGCUACAACGGUGAAAGUAUGAGGAGGAUUUACGGAAGAUUCUGCAGUCGCCACAACGAAGCAGUCAACUUGUACAAGGACCUGCUGACCAAAGACAAACGCUUCAAAGCCUUCAUUAAAAAAAAGAUGAGCAGCAGCAUUGUGCGGAGGCUUGGUAUCCCAGAAUGCAUCCUGCUGGUGACCCAGAGGAUAACAAAGUACCCGGUGUUGAUUCAGAGAAUGCUACAGCACACUAAAGAGGGUGAGGAAGAAUACGAUGACCUGACUGAUGCUGUGCGGCUUGUGAAGGAGGUGAUCGCAGCGGUGGACAGCAAGGUGAAUGAGCACGAGAAAAGGCGGCGUCUGAAGGAGUUCCAUGGUCGCAUGGACAGCAAAUCCAUCAUGAUGACAAAGAGCGGUCAGAUCUUCGCGAGGGAGGAUCUGCUGAGGAGGAGGCUGAUCCACGAUGGACCUCUGCAGCUGAAGAACAGCCAGGGAAGGUUAAAGGAUGUUCAAGCUCUUCUCCUGUCAGACGUCUUUGUCUUCGUCCAAGAAAAAGACCAGAAAUAUGUCUUCGCCAUGCUGGACCAGCGCUCCACGGUCAUCUCCCUCCAGAAGCUGAUCAUCAGGGAGGUCGCUAACGAAGAGCGCGGCCUGUUCCUCAUCACGACGGGCAUCGAGAAGCCAGAGAUGAUGGAGGUCCUGGCCAGCUCCAAAGAUGAACGCAACACCUGGAUGCAGCUCAUCCAGGACGCCAUGCAGUCCAUGGACAGAGAUGAGGAUGAAGGGAUUCCCAGUGAGACAGAAGAUGACAAGAGACAACUAGAGACUAAAGCCAAGGAGAUGAGAGAUCUGCUGAGGCAGAAAGACACAGAGAUCAUGUCCCUGUUGGAGGAGAAGGUGCGGCUCUUCAGGGGCAUGUGGGAGGGAUUAAAUCCAGCCAUGGAGGCCUGCCAGCAGGUCGAGCCUUUCUUCAGAUCAGCCUGCAGCCUGGAGCCCCCCAGGGGGGCGUCCAUCAUGAAGGAUGCCCUGCAGGAAGUGGAGACGUUACAGGCACUGGUGAACGGCAGUCUGGGCGGAGCGAUGGCCAAUAUCCAGGAAGGAGGAGGGGUGGGGCCGGUGUGUCUGCCGCGUCGCGCCGAGACUUUCGGAGGCUUCGACAGUCACCAGAUGCACAGCAGUAAGAGUGGAGACAGAGACGAGGGUGAGGAUACAGCGGGAGAUCUGCGCAGGACGGAGUCUGACAGCGUUUUGAAGAAGGGAGGAAAUGCCAACCUGCUGCUGCUGCUGAAGAGGAACAGUGAGCAGGUCCUUCACAGUGUCUCCAAUCUGCAUCUGCUGCUCAGCACCUUGCAGGCGGUGGUGGUCCAGCAGGACAGCUUCAUAGAGGACCAGCGGCAGGCCCUGAGUGAGCGCUCCUCCUCCUGCACGUCUUUGACGCGGCCAUCCUCGCGGCCCAGCUCCCUGAUUGAGCAGGAGAAGCAGCGCAGCCUAGAGAAGCAGCGGCAGGAGUUGGCGUCUCUUCAGAGACAGCAGGCAGCUCAUGCUGAGGAGAAGAGGAGGAGGGAGAAGGAGUGGGACAUCAGAGAACAGCAGCUGACUGAAAAAGAGCUGCUGGUGCACAUACAGGAGGAGGAGGUGCAGAAGCAGCACAAGAAGGUGGAGGACGAGAGGAGGGAGCUGCAGAGAAAGAAGGAGGAGUACCAAAAAGACCUGGAGAGGCUGAGGGACGCACAGAGGAAGCUGGAGAGGGACAGGGAGGCUGUGCAGCGGCAUGUCGACAAGAUGGAGGAGCUCCGUCUGGCUGAAAGGACUCCCUCUACGACGUCUGAUGAAUCCCAGUUCCCCAGCAGCUCCCAGUCUCUGGAGUCGGACUCACUGGAGCUCUCCUCCUCCUCCUCCUGCUCCCUGCCCAGGCUGCAGCCCCAGCAGUCCAAACCCAAGGGAAAAGGCCUCAAUCCCUUCACCUUAUCCUCCACCAACACCAACCUCAAGGGGGGCGAAGCGAACAACCAGAUCUCGAAGAGCCUUCUGCAGCUGGCCAAGAGCAAGAGCAAAGAGGGGAAGGAGAAGAAGAAGAAGAAGGGCAAAGGAGGGAGUGCACAGACGGCAGACGCCCAGCACCGCCCCGAGCCUCCUCUCGAUGGAGAGAUCUUCUUCUGCUGAGAGAAGCGGUACCUCAUCAUCAUCAUCAUCAUCAACCCAUCAUUCCAUUCUGACAUCCAGAGGAACAUGUUCUUGCAGUAGUAACACAAAAUGCUGCAGUGUACUACCAGGCUUUUCAGCACCUUUGAAUUUACAUUAAAAAGACUCAUUGGUUACUUUUCCCUAUUAGAUCAUAUAAGAGAUUAACGUCACAGGCAAAGGUUUUUAAAUCAAACACCACAUUUUUUCGUUUCUGGAAAGAAGAAUAUUUUUGGGAUUCUGUUAUCGUAGGAGAAUAGGCCCACAUACACUCACAGCUUAUUCAAAUAGGAAGCAUGGAUUAGCUGUGCACAUUUAGAUAGUCUUUGUCCAAAAACCCUGUUUCCUUUUCCAAAGAAGUCAUUAUGAUUUUGAAGAAAAAAAUGUUUUUUAAUGACAACUCACAGUGAAACGUCUCACAGUGGGUUGCCUCCACAUCUCCACCAACUAUCCUGACUGCCUUGUCAUCACUCUCAACUCCUCAGCCUUUUUUCAGCAGUCCGUCCUGGCAACGACCGCAAAUCACUGUUGAUAUAAGUUGGAGAAUCAUGGGGAUUUCACCUCUCAUAAACAGAUGCAGACACAUCUAAGUGCAAGUUGAAACAGAUGAAUGUAAACGUUGCAGUGGAAAACGCCUCUGUCCUGAUCACCUUCAUUAAUCACAGAGGGCUGAAACCACAUCUGCCGAAACUCUGUGUCCUAGCAACAUUUGCCCAUGUUUGUUCCAGUGAUUCUUUCCAAAGUGCUUCUGUAUAAAUCCUCACUGAAGAAAGAAAGAAAAAUGGAGCCUGACAUUCCUUUACAUGCAAUUUGAAAAGCAGAUGUGAUUAGGGGCUCUAACUUUGUCUCCAGUUUUCUGAGCGAUGAUAACUUCAGCACUCGUUGACAAUGAUUUGAUGCCAUCAGUCACGAUCCUCUAUGAGGUUUGAAUGUAUUCAAAUUGUUGAUAUCUCCAGUCUGGAGUGAAACCCUUCAGAUGGUCGUGUCUGUUUUUCCCAGACUUAACAGCAAUGAAAGGAUUGAGCCAUAUCUGCCUGUGUCUAAUGGCUCAAUUCAUAUCUUUUAGUGUGUUGUAGAGCCUUGGACGGAUAUUAGCUUGAUCCUCGUUUUAUCUGCCUGUCAAUGGGCUUUUAUGCAGCCCUCAUCUUUCAUCUGAGUGCAGACAAGUGCAGGGUUUUCUUCAUGUUUUUUAAUUGCAUGUGACUCUGCAGGUAGCAUACUGAUGGCCUCUGUCUGUUAAAUAGUUUAACUUUCUCUUUCAGUAAACCCGGUAGAUGCACACAUCUGAUAGUUCUAGGAACUGGAGGCCACAGCUGGUUAGCGUAAAUGAGAAGAGACAUGUUACCGGUUCCUGUUCAAUGACAAAAAUCAUUUCAAAUGAGUCAACACACAUCAGUGUUGUUAAGCACUUUGGUCCUAACAUGUUGAUACAUUUAGUUUUUUAUCAGUAUGAAAGAUCCGCAUUGUAUAGUAUGGAGUAUAGUAGAGCGCUCUGACGCUCAUGAAAAGCAACAAUGAUCCAAAGUGAGAUAAUUUGUUAAAAUACAUUAAGGAUGAUGCAGUUAGUGUAGAAUUAAAAAUGGGGCUUGUAGCUUUUAUUUAAUGUUUCCAAGGUGACCUGGGAAACAUUUUACGCCUGUGUUUAAGCCCCACUGAGCCCGUAGUGGGCCACACAACUACCUGCUGGACAGGUAGCAAAUAAAAACUGAACAUGAUUGGGGGAAAAAACGACUCUCUCUGUGGAAUUACAGAGCAGCAUCAAUGAUCUGCUUCUUUACUGCCUCUUUUGUCUCAUGUUUAAGUGCUUGAUUGUUAACUCGCUGUCCGUGCUGAGGAUUUGACUUCAUGUCCAGGCAGUUUAUUAUAGUGUGUCUUCUAAGAGGCUUACAGGGCCAGCCAAUUAGUUGCUUCAUGUCUUUUGUUUAUGGCUUUGGUGUAAUCCUUACAAAGAAACAGAGAGGAAUGGGCUUCUUUCUUCCUCUGUAGCUUUAGGUGUCAUUUGACCACUAGGGAGCACUGCACCUAUGACUAAAUGAGACCCGUCUCUUACACAACAAUAACAACUAAAAGUGUGGGGUUUUUUUUCUUUUUCCUUUUUUUUUAAUAUUCUCCCUACUAUGCAAAAUUGACAUAUUUUUCUCAGCGGGUCAUUGCCAUACAGAGAUAAUGUGAUGAGCGUGGGCUCUCACACUCUGACAUUUUCCCCACGGCAUUUAUAAUUGACUGCAGAAACAAAUAAGUUGUCAGAGAUUGUAAUUGGUUAUUCAGUGAAACCAGUCAGCAGCAGCUUUAAUGUGGAGGGGGGAAAAGAAGAACUAACGGUUGGAGGGAGCGACCGGGCGGAACCACAAACCUCUCUCUGUAAGGGACAAUCAGUAGACGCGAGUCAGGAAAAUGAACUCCUUCCCCGAUGAUGAUAGGCCUGUCCAUGAGAUGAGUGUGUCCAUCAGGUGAACCCUGCGUAGCCUUAAAUCUUAACAAUAAAAUGCACUAGAGUAGAAACUAGCAUCUUCUCAGGAGAGAGGAGAGCUUUUAUACCUCGGCUUUGAAACGAAGGAAAUGUUUGUACUAUAAAAAUAAAGUGGUACAUAACUGUUUUAUUCUCAACAUUGUAAAAAAAAAAAAAAAAAAAGGGCAAAUGUGUAAAUAUGAUUUCUGUAUAAAACAAAUCAAAUGUAAAAAAAAUGAAUUGUUCCAUUUGUGAUUUAAUGCAACAUUUUGUAAGAAUGUUUUAUUUAUGUUUUAUUCUCACCGUUUGGGUGAUAAACAAUGUAAAGUCACAUUUCACU